CUGUAUCUGCAGAAGCAGCUAAAUUCUCUAAACAGCAAUGGCAAGAGACUAUAAAAUAUCCGUGGACUACGUACACGGAUCCUGACAUCCGUCGGCAGUUCAAGAAGCAUUCGGUUUUGGGCAACGCAGCCCUGGACCCUGACAAAUACGAAAAGUACGAGCAGCUAGUGUCUGACAUGUCCUCCAUCUACAGCAAGGCCAAGAUUUGCGACUACAAGAAUCCAAACAAGUGUGACCUUAGUUUGGAACCAGACUUCACUGACACCGCCGAGUACUGGCUUAAGGAUUACGAAUCUCCUGACUUCAGAGACCAAGUGUCGCGUCUUUGGGACCAGGUGCAGCCUCUGUACCUCCAGAUACACGCGUAUGUGAGGAGGAAACUGCGAGAAACUUACGGCGAGAAACUCGUCACUCGUCGUGGACCCAUACCGGCACAUCUUCUAGGUAACAUUUGGUCGCAAACUUGGAACAAUAUUAUGGAUAUUUCCGCACCUUACCCCGAAAAAGAAGCUAUAGAUGUCACCCCUCAAAUGAAAAAGCAGGGUUACACUCCUCUGAAGAUGUUUAAACUCGCGGAGGAAUUCUUCAUAUCUCUCAAUCUUAGUGCGAUGCCUGAAACAUUCUGGGAGAGAUCUAUCUUGGAGAAACCUGAUGACAGAGAACUGAUUUGCCACGCCUCGGCCUGGGACUUUUACGAUGGCAAGGACUUCAGGAUCAAACAGUGUACCAGAAUUGACUUGGACGAUCUUUUCACUGCGCACCACGAGAUGGGACACGUGCAAUAUUUCAUCCAGUAUAAAGAUCAACCUUUGGCCUACAAGGAGGGAGCUAAUCCAGGAUUCCACGAGGCCGUGGGAGAUGUAAUGUCUCUGUCUGUUUCGACUCCAAAACACCUGCGAGAGAUCGGGCUGCUGGAAGGAGAUGAAUCGACUGGAAAAGAUUACGAGGCUACCAUUAAUUAUCUGUUUCUGCAAGGGCUACAGAAAAUAGUGUUCCUCCCUUACGCGUAUCAGACAGAUCUGUGGAGAUGGGACGUCUUCAAGGGGGAAAUUACGAGCGAUGAUUACAAUUGCAAAUGGUGGAAACUCAGAGAGAAAUUUCAAGGAAUUGAGCCACCUGUGGACAGGACGGAGGAAGAUUUUGACCCCGGUUCAAAGUACCAUGUCAUAGCCAGCGUUCCGUACAUCAGGUACUUCGUAAGCUACGUGAUCCAGUUCCAGUUUCACAGAGCCCUUUGCGAGAAAGCUGGCCAGUUUGACCCCAAAGACCCCAAAUUACCUCUGCACGAAUGUGACAUCUAUAGAAGCACCGAGGCUGGAAAUCUUCUAGGGAAAAUGCUACAGUUGGGGUCAUCAAAACCGUGGCCAGACGCCAUGGAAGUGUUAACAGGGCAGCGAGAAAUGGACGCUAGUGGUUUGCUGGAUUACUUCAGACCCCUUGCGGACUGGCUGGAGAAAGAUAAUAAGCAGACUGGAGAAUACAUCGGCUGGGAACCGACUGAGAAACGUUGCAUAGCAAGCCGAGAGGAUCUGGAUUCUGUCGAAUACGAGGAUGACAGAAGAAAAGUCGAGGAAGAGACACGUGACGCAGACCGUGAACAGACUUCGUCACGCUGAUGGCAACUCUGCCCUGAAUGCAGUACAUUUAAAGACAUAAAAUGGUCGUGUUAUCAAUAAAAUCAAAUCUACGGGUGUCUGGUGUGAUGCAUUUAGAGAACCAUCUAAAUGAAACAGAUUCUUACGAAUAAAAACAAAGUAUAAAUAACUGUAUCAAGUUUGUUCACGAACCAAAACACACUAAAUUUUAUUUAUAUCUA
This is a messenger RNA of Zootermopsis nevadensis, 1816 nucleotides long. Lineage: Eukaryota; Metazoa; Arthropoda; Insecta; Blattodea; Termopsidae. The record is from RefSeq and is a predicted model, not a curated record.